Nelumbo nucifera (sacred lotus) is the source of this 1623-nucleotide messenger RNA. RefSeq lists its product as uncharacterized. Lineage: Eukaryota; Viridiplantae; Streptophyta; Magnoliopsida; Proteales; Nelumbonaceae. The record is from RefSeq and is a predicted model, not a curated record.
CUUUCAUCUUCCUUUUGCCUGCCUUCUUGAGGCAGAGCAUUUUCUUCUUUCCAUUACUCUCCUCCAGGUAUAAUAAUAUAUAUUCUUGAUCAGGUCGAGCACGAUACAUAGAAUUAAAGAAGAAACAUGACGACCUCUCGGCCGCUAGUGAUCACCGUUAUUUCUGCCAACAAUCUUAACAAGGGCAGAGUCUGUGCUAACGUUUCCAUCAAUAACCACGCCCCUUCGAAAAAGAAAACUCCUGUCGAUUGCAACGGUGGUUCAAACCCGGUCUGGAAUGUCCAGAUGAAGUUCUCUCUCAAUGACCGGAUGCUCCAAGAAGACCGCCUCCAACUUGUCAUCGACCUGCAUAGUCAGGAAGAGGGCGGAAGCAUAGGAGGGGCCAGUAUCAGGCUCAAGGCUAUCUAUGACACAUGCCGGCAGCAGGGAAGAGAUACCGACACCCCGCUUGAUCGCAGGAUUUACUUAACAAGUCCCACCGAACAGCAAGCUGGAACAGUUAGAAUCUCGUUUAUGUUCAAGGAGGCGUUUAUCCACAAUAAUCCAGGCUCUCCAGCUGGCAGUGGAUCUGGCAAUUCUGUCAACGAAUCAGGAAAGAUUUCAGCGAUCAGUGGACCAAGUGGAAUACUACCGGGUAAGAGACCAGACAAUACUAAAAUUACUGGCACCGAGAGUAGUGGAUCAACGUCGUCGGGCCAGAACGCGAGUGGUGGAAUUGGCAAAAUGUUUAGCACGACCGUUGCACCUGCUGUGCUAACAAUGUCAGCUAUUUCUGCCACUCUGAAUAUUACAGAUCAUUUUCAUCAUGAUAAUGAUCACCACGGAGACCACCUGAGUUCUAACCCACAGUACGACAGCCCUGUCAUUGGUAACGAUGAUAAUGAUCACCACGGAGACCACCUGAGUUCUAACCCACAGUACGACAGCCCUGUCAUUGGUAACGAAGAUAAUGAUCACCACGGAGACCACCUGAGUUCUAACCCACAGUACGACAGCCCUGUCAUUGGUAACGAAGAUAAUGAUCACCACGGAGACCACCUGAGUUCUAACCCACAGUACGACAGCCCUGUCAUUGGUAACGAAGAUAAUGAUCACCACGGAGACCACCUGAGUUCUAACCCACAGUACGACAGCCCUGUCAUUGGUAACGAAGAUAAUGAUCACCACGGAGACCACCUGAGUUCUAACCGACAGUACGACAACCCUGUCAUUGGUAACGAAGGAUACGAAUCAUACGAUAUACGCGAUCAUGACGUUCCAGUUGAUUCAGAUAUUGCCGUUGAUGGCUUUCCAAAUUUGGUCGACAUUUUCUUCAAUCUUUUUUAAAUGAGAAAAUCGGUGUCGCAUUUACAGUUUACAGGCUCCAGAAAUCUUCCUCAAGUGUGUGCUUAUUUACAUUAUCUAUUAGAGUACUGUUGGGGUUGCAUGAAAACUUCAACUAAUAUGUAUUAAUCUUCCCUUAUUUCGCUUGUCUUAUUAAUUAUAAGUUUGUUUGCGUUGCAGCUGUACGUGUUCUCUGUGUGUCUAAAGUAGUAUGUAUCUAUAUACAGUAGUUUCUGCGUUGAUUGUGGAUGCCAUGUUACUCUCGUCUCUUUAAUAAAGCGUUUAAUUAUUUACUUUUUA